AUGUCCAACCUUCCUUACGAGCCCGAGUUCGAGCAGGCCUACAAUGAGCUUGCCUCGACCCUCGAGAACUCUUCCCUUUUCGAGAAGCACCCGGAGUACAGGACCGCCCUGAAGGUCGCCGCCAUUCCGGAGCGCCUCAUCCAGUUCCGUGUCGUCUGGGAGGAUGACAAGGGCCAGCUCCAGGUCAACCGCGGCUUCCGCGUCCAGUUCAACUCUGCCCUGGGUCCCUACAAGGGCGGUCUCCGCUUCCACCCCACCGUCAACCUCUCCAUCCUGAAGUUCCUUGGCUUCGAGCAGAUCUUCAAGAAUGCUCUCACCGGCCUCAACAUGGGUGGUGGCAAGGGUGGCUCCGACUUCGACCCCAAGGGCAAGUCCGACAGCGAGAUCCGCAGGUUCUGCCAGUCUUUCAUGCGCGAGCUGAGCAAGCACAUUGGCGCCGACACCGACGUUCCCGCCGGUGACAUUGGUGUCGGUGGCCGCGAGGUCGGCUACAUGUUCGGUGCUUACCGCCAGGCCCGCAACAGGUGGGAGGGUGUUCUCACCGGCAAGGGCGGCUCGUGGGGCGGUUCUCUCAUCCGCCCCGAGGCCACCGGCUACGGUCUUGUCUACUACGUUGAGCACAUGAUCAAGUACGCUUCUGGCGGCAAGGAGUCGUUCAAGGGCAAGCGCGUCGCCAUCUCGGGCUCCGGCAACGUUGCUCAGUAUGCUGCGCUGAAGGUCAUCGAGCUCGGCGGUACCGUCGUCUCUCUCUCCGACUCCAAGGGCGCUCUGAUCGCCACCGACGCCGCUGGCUUCACCCCUGACGUCAUUGAGACCAUCGCCAACAUCAAGCUCAACCGCAAGGCUCUGACUGAGUUCGCAGACCCCAAGUACCAGUACAUCGAGGGUGCCCGUCCGUGGGUGCACGUUGGCAAGGUCGACGUUGCCCUCCCCAGCGCUACUCAGAACGAGGUCUCUGCCGAGGAGGCGAAGGCGCUCAUUGACGCCGGCUGCAAGUUCAUUGCCGAGGGCUCCAACAUGGGCUGCACUCAGGAGGCCAUUGACACCUUCGAGGCUCACCGUAAGGCCAGCGCCAACGCCGCCAUCUGGUACGCUCCUGGCAAGGCCGCCAACGCCGGUGGUGUCGCUGUCUCCGGUCUGGAGAUGGCCCAGAACUCGCAGCGCAUCAGCUGGACCUCCGAGGAGGUCGAUGACAAGCUCAAGCUCAUCAUGAAGAACUGCUUCGAGAACUGCCUUGAGACCGCCAAGGCCUACGUCCCGGCUGCCGAAGGCGAGUUCCCCAGCCUGGUUGCCGGUGCCAACAUUGCUGGUUUCGCAAAGGUCGCUGCCGCUAUGCGCGAGCAGGGUGACUGGUAUUAG
Lasiodiplodia theobromae is the source of this 1359-nucleotide messenger RNA. Its product is annotated as NADP-specific glutamate dehydrogenase. Gene Ontology annotation, cellular component: cytosol. Lineage: Eukaryota; Fungi; Ascomycota; Dothideomycetes; Botryosphaeriales; Botryosphaeriaceae. The record is from RefSeq and is a predicted model, not a curated record. Bases 1 to 1359 code for a protein of 452 amino acids. The transcript has 3 exons. Gene Ontology annotation, molecular function: L-glutamate dehydrogenase (NADP+) activity.